CUUUGGCUCCACAACCACAGUGCCAGCAUUUGCGUUUGCUACCCUCAGAGGUCACAUUUCACAUUCAGCAACAAGGUCAUGGCCACCCCCAGCAUUCUCCUGUCAGAGGUGCAGUUUCAGUGUUGUAUCUGUCAGGAUGUUUUCUAUGAGCCCGUCUCCAUCCCCUGUGGUCACAGCUUCUGCUUCACCUGCAUCACAUCACACUGGAAAAACAGCCUCGCCAUCAACUGUCCCAAAUGUCAGACAGUGUUUGAGGGCCGCCCAGAGCUUUGUGAAAACUCUUUCGCCAAGGAAAUGUCAGAGCAGAUCCGAACGAGGAGGCAGAACGGCGUCAUGUCAUUGGCAGGAAAAUCAAUAUAUUGUGAUGUGUGUGUGGGAACGCAAACAAAGGCCCUGAAGUCCUGCCUUGUGUGUCUGACCUCAUAUUGUGAGAGCCACCUGGAGCCACACCUGAGAGUUUCCACCUUGAAGAUUCACAAGCUGAUUGAACCUGUGGCAUCGCUGGAGAACCGGAUAUGUAAAAGGCACCAAAGGCUCCUGGAGCUGUUCUGCCGGAGCGACCAGAGGUGUGUGUGUGUGAUGUGCACUGAGACCGAUCACCGCAAUCACGACACCGUCCCAGUGGAGCGAGAGAGUCAGGAGAAGAAGGCUCAGAUGAAGAAGAUGGAGGCUGAUGUUCAGAUGAUGAUCCAGGACAAACUGCAGAAAGUGGAGGAGAUCAAACACUCUGUGGAGCUUAGCAAAGAAAACUCAAAGAGACACAUAGUGGAAAGCAGGGAAGUCUUCUCCGCUCUGUUUCGUGCAGUGGAGAAAAGUCAAGCAGAGCUGGUGGAGAUGAUCGAGAGGAAGCAAGCAGCAGCAGAGCAGAGGGCAAAGAGGCUUCUCACAGAGCUAGAGCUGGAAAUCACUGAGCUGGAGAGGAAGAGGCGUGAGAUGGAGCAGCUUUCUCACACUGAGGACAACCUCCAUCUUCUGCAGAGGUUCCCAGCUUUGAGUUCUCCUCCAUCUGCCAAAGCCUGCUGUGACAUUAUCGUCCAUUCAGACACGUGUCUGGGGACUGUAAGGAUAGCGGUGGCCAACAUUGAACAACAGCUUCAAUCAGCUUUGAAGAAGUUUUCCAUGAAAGAGCAUGAGAAGAUGCAGAAGUACGCAGUUGACGUUCAUCUGGACCCCAGGACAGCCAACCCUUGGCUGGUUCUAUCAGAGGAUGGGAGACAGGUCUUUGAUGGAGAUGUUGAACAGGACCUGGUGGAUAUAGCAGAGCGUUUCGACACGGCACCAUGUGUCCUCGCCACCAAGGGUUUCACCACAGGGAGGCUCUACUGGGAGGUAGAGGUGGGAGACAAAACAGCGUGGGAUUUAGGUGUGGCUGGACAGUCAGUCAACAGGAAGGGUGUGGUGACACUGAGUCCAGAGGACGGUUAUUGGACAAUUUGUUUGAGGAAGGGCAGUGAGUACCGGGCAUGUGCAAGAGAGGCGGAGCUGCUGUGUCUCUCUCAGAGGCCACAGGUGGUUGGGGUGUUUUUGGAUUACGAGGAUGGGACGGUGUCCUUCUAUGAUGCAGAGGCCAAGUCACAUAUCUAUUCCUUUACACAGUUCCAGUUCACUGAGGCCAUGUUUCCCUUUUUUAACCCAGAUAUGAGUGACAGCGGCAGCAACAAAUCACCACUUAUCAUCCGCCCUGUCAAUGGAGGCAAUGGAGUCGGGGAUUUAGAUGACAUUACAAUAUGAUGUAUUUCUAGGGUCUGUUUUUAAUGUCAUGGCAUAAAAAUGGCAAUAUGACUUCAAACUAAAUUAACAAACAAUAUGGUUUAUGCUGCCAACAAUUAAUCUGGAAAUCUGGAAUGUUUUAAUGAAAAAAAUGCAUAUUGUACAAUAAAUACUUCAUUAGUCACCUCAAA
This is a messenger RNA of Dicentrarchus labrax (European seabass), 1901 nucleotides long. Its product is annotated as E3 ubiquitin-protein ligase TRIM39-like. Gene Ontology annotation, molecular function: zinc ion binding; protein binding. NCBI's taxonomy places the organism in Eukaryota, Metazoa, Chordata, Actinopteri, Moronidae. The record is from RefSeq and is a predicted model, not a curated record. The transcript has 8 exons. The coding region runs from base 79 to 1731 and encodes 550 amino acids.